This is a messenger RNA of Jaminaea rosea, 1885 nucleotides long. Its product is annotated as RNA helicase. Gene Ontology annotation, biological process: rRNA processing. The transcript is spliced from 3 exons. Gene Ontology annotation, cellular component: cytoplasm; nucleus; ribonucleoprotein complex. The coding region runs from base 85 to 1485 and encodes 466 amino acids. NCBI's taxonomy places the organism in Eukaryota, Fungi, Basidiomycota, Exobasidiomycetes, Microstromatales. Gene Ontology annotation, molecular function: ATP binding; RNA binding; RNA helicase activity. The record is from RefSeq and is a predicted model, not a curated record.
CAGCCUUGCUCGCUUUGUUUCUUUUCUCCUCCUCAACCAUUUCUCUUUAAUCCACCCGCAAAAAAACACACACACAUAGACAUCAUGAGCUACGGAUACGGCAACGGUGGUGGAUACGGCGGACGUGACAGCCGACCCUCAUAUGGCAACGGCGGCGGAUACGGUGGUGGCGGUGGAGGCGGCUACGGUGGCUCGAACGGCUAUUCUGGUGGCGGAGGCGGAUACGGCGGUGGUGCUGGUGGCUUUGGUGGCGGCGACCGCAUGAGCAAUCUCGGCGCCUCGCUGGGCAAAGUCGACUGGGACACUGCCUCCCUCACCCGCUUCGAGAAGAACUUCUACACCGAAGACCCCCGAGUCUCUGGCCGUACCGACCAAGAGGUCCAGGCCUUCCGUGCUCAGAAGCAGAUGACCAUCCAGGGCAACCAGGUCCCUCGCCCCGUCUUCAGCUUCGAUGAAGCGGGCUACCCAGACUACAUCAUGUCAGAGAUCAACCGCAUGGGCUUCAAGGAGCCCUCUGCCAUUCAGUCGCAGGCUUGGCCCAUCGCUCUCAGCGGUAGGGACAUCGUCGCCAUCGCCGAGACUGGUUCCGGCAAGACGAUUGGUUUCGCCCUUCCCGCCAUGGUACACAUCAACGCUCAGCCCCUCCUCGCCCCCGGUGAUGGCCCCAUCGCCCUCAUUCUCGCCCCUACUCGUGAGCUCGCCGUCCAGAUCCAGGCCGAGUGCACUCGCUUCGGCUCUUCGAGCAGGCUCAGGAACACGGCCAUCUACGGUGGUGUGCCCAAGGGUCCUCAGAUUCGCGACCUCCAACGCGGUGCCGAGAUUGUCAUUGCCACUCCUGGUCGCCUCAUCGACAUGCUCGAGAGCGGCAAGACGAACCUUCGCCGAGUCACCUACCUCGUCAUGGACGAGGCCGACCGUAUGCUGGACAUGGGUUUCGAGCCCCAGAUUCGCAAGGUCAUUCAGCAGAUUCGCCCUGACCGUCAGACGCUCAUGUUCUCGGCCACCUGGCCUAAGGAGGUGCAGCGCCUUGCUCACGACUUCCUCAACAACUUCGUCCAAGUCAACAUCGGCUCUACGGACCUGGCGGCGAACCACCGCAUCAACCAGAAGAUUGAGGUUUGCACCGACUUUGAAAAGCGUGCUCGCCUCAUCAAGCACCUGGACCACAUCUCGCAGGAGAAUGCGAAGGUUCUCAUCUUCACCAACACAAAGCGCAUUGCGGACGACUUGACCAAGUACCUCCGACAGGACGGCUGGCCUGCUCUGGCCAUUCACGGUGACAAGCAACAACAGGAGCGUGACUGGGUCCUUGCCGAGUUCAAGAGCGGCAGAAGCCCCAUCAUGGUUGCGACGGCUGUGGCCUCGCGUGGUCUCGGUAUGUAUCGAUGUGGAGUUGUGCGGCGCGAUCGUGGAGAUAAAGGUGACCACUCUCACCCUCGAGGCGUGGAGCCGCGGUGGGGUGGGGAUGAUGGCUUGCGCCACUGACAUCCUCAUUCGGUAGAUUGGUCGCGCUUGAGGGUUCGAUGGGAGAAGAGAAGAGCACGGCGCUUUUGUUGUCGCCCUAACGGCGCCAGCUUGGGCACUUCGGGACGAACCAGGGCUGCGGUCAAAGGUAUUGCUGCUAUCGAAAGGCGGCGCCUUCCUCCCCGCAGCGGGCCGCUCUUGCAGCAUAGUCUGGGACGGAGCUGUCUCGGUGAUCCAUUGGCCACGCCAGUGCUGUCAACGUCUACACAGAUCACUGGCGGCGUUCCCGUCGGGCACUAUGCUGGUAAACGCAUCGACAGGUCAUCCUGAGGUGGGUAGGGAUUCACACAAGCCGGUGACUUGGGCAGAGCGUACCGGUAUCGCUGCCUCAACGCAGCUGACCUGAGACGUGAAGCUCAAG